AUGGGCGACUACGACCGCACCGAGUCGCCAAAUGCUGGUGUCGCAGAUGACCCCCCGACGACUCAAUUCAAGCCUGGGCCUUCUGCAUCUAGCUCCAAAGGACCAUUGUAUAUGCAAAGCUCUGACGGUAAACAUGUGCUUGUACGAAGGCUAAAACGCAAGGAAGACGGCUCUUGGAAACACUUUACUCGGUGGUUUGUUGAGAACCAAAUUAGCCUGUCAUUCAACCUCCUUGCCCUCCUAUUCCUCUGCCACAACUUCAUCCCCAAAGCUCGAACGCACACAUACAAGUAUUUCCAGCUCGUCUACUAUAAUGAAAAAACCGGCCAGUAUGGCAUUGGCUUCGACGACACCUACUUCAUUGUUUUCUGCAUUGUCGUUUUCACACUCCUGCGAGCUGGCUUCAUGGAGUACAUCUUGGCGCCGUUUGCCAGAAUGCAAGGUGUAACAAAGAAGAAGGACCAGGUUCGGUUUACUGAACAAGCCUGGCUGCUUGUUUAUUACAGCGUCUUUUGGACCAUGGGUGUUUAUAUUUACUGCAAGUCGCCGUACUACCUCAACAUGCGAGAACUUUGGACCGACUGGCCUAACCGGGAAAUGGACGGUUUGAUGAAGGGUUAUGUUUUGGCACAGUGGGCUUUCUGGCUGCAGCAGAUUAUUGUCAUCAACAUCGAAGAGCGUCGCAAGGAUCACUGGCAAAUGUUUAGCCACCACAUCAUUACUACGGCCCUUAUCUCAUCUUGCUACUUCUACCACCACACCCGUGUUGGCAACCUGAUUUUGGUCAUCAUGGAUGUGGUCGACCUUUUCCUGCCGGCUGCCAAGUGCCUCAAAUAUGCCGGCUACACCACCCUUUGCGACAUCAUGUUUGGCGUCUUCAUGUUGUCAUGGCUUCUUGCCCGCCACUUUGUCUAUGUUAUGGUGUGCUGGUCAGUGUACGCUCACACGCCUGAGAUUAUGCCCUCAGCGUGCUUCCGUGGCACCAAUGACCAUCUGAUCGGACCCGAGGCACCACCGCCUGGGUUGUCGUACCUUAUCGAGCCUUUCCUGAGCUCGACCGGACGAGUGUGCUACAACGACACGGUAAAGUGGGCGUUCUUGGCCCCUCUGCUCGCUUUGCAAGGCAUCACCAUUUACUGGUUCACCAUGAUUGUUCGCGUAGCCAUGAAGGUGCUGCGUGGCGAUGGAGCCGAGGAUUCUCGAAGUGACGACGAGGCUGUGGAGGAAGAAGACGAAUACGUCUAUGAGGAGGCUGAGCCUCUUGAGGAGGAAGUUGACGCGGACGAGAUCGAUCUUCGAAGCUGGGAGCGAAGAAGUGGUGUGAGGCGGCAGGCCAGCACUUCCGGUGUCAGUCUUCCUGGACAUAGCGACCGUAAGGAAUUGCUUGGACGCAUUGGUUGUGAGAAGCAGGUUGAUUAA
This is a messenger RNA of Pochonia chlamydosporia 170, 1419 nucleotides long. RefSeq names its product sphingosine N-acyltransferase lac1. Gene Ontology annotation, biological process: ceramide biosynthetic process. Bases 1 to 1419 code for a protein of 472 amino acids. The transcript is spliced from 4 exons. Gene Ontology annotation, cellular component: membrane. The record is from RefSeq and is a predicted model, not a curated record. NCBI's taxonomy places the organism in Eukaryota, Fungi, Ascomycota, Sordariomycetes, Hypocreales, Clavicipitaceae. Gene Ontology annotation, molecular function: sphingosine N-acyltransferase activity.